Molecule: messenger RNA, 2370 nt
Organism: Hansenula anomala
Lineage: Eukaryota; Fungi; Ascomycota; Saccharomycetes; Phaffomycetales; Wickerhamomycetaceae
Gene: AIM21
Product: Aim21p
Exons: 1
Coding region: 1-2370 (789 amino acids)
Source: RefSeq, a predicted model, not a curated record
AUGUCCAACUUGGCAGAUAUCAUAUCUCAAAAGAGAGAGGAUUCAGACCCUGAAACAAAUUCAUUUGAUGAAGCGGAUGAUGGUUUUGAAUCUGAAACUCCACAACAACAUCAUGUUGAAGAAGCACCACGUCCACCAAUCUCCAAUCCUUCUUCAUCUUCUUCAAUUCCAAAGAUUCCUCAAAGACCAGUGAAGAAGCAAACCUCUGAAUCAUCAUCAACUCCCACUCCAGUCAUUCCAAAGCGUCCAACUAGAUCACAAAGUCCAAUUGUUCCACCACAUCCAAAAAGAUCAGAAAGCCCAAUUAUACCACCUCGCCCAAAGAAAUCUUCUGAAUCUUCCAAAAAGGAACAAUCUUCUGAUGAAACAGAAAAGACUGUCCCAGAUUUACUCAAAUCUACAAUUGAGAAAAUACCUGGCAUUGGAAAUUUAACAAAAGACGAAAACAACGAAGAUGACAACACUUUGAAAAAUGAUAAAGAAUCAGUCCCUGAACCUUCUAAGGGGGAAAUUAAACCAGAAGAGAUUGUUAUUCCACCACGUCCUAAAAAGUCAUCUUCAUCAGAAGAGGAAACCGCUAAACCAAUUGAGGAAUCAAAAUCAACCAACACCCCUGAAAUUCCAGCACGUCCAACUCAUAGACCAAAGAGUAAAUCAGUUAAAGCUGAGGAAGAACCUAAAAAUGAAGAAGAUGCACAAUUUCCAGAAGAAGAGAAGAAAACUCCACUAGCAAGCACAAGUGAGGAAAGUACUAAAGCUGAUUUGAUAGUUGAAGAUAAUAGUCGUGAUAUACCUGUUAUUUCCAAUGAUAAGGAAAAAGUUGAAGAACCAAUUACUGAAGCGAAACAAGAAGAUGUUUCAGAAAGUCCAAAAGAUGAGAUUGUUGAAGUAUCAAAACCUGUUCAAGAUAUAAAGACAGAGUCUGAAGCUUUUGAUGUAAGCCCAGUUGAAAUUGAAGAUAAACCAGGUGAAAUCAUCACUGAAGCUGAUGUUGUUGAACAUUCUCAUGAUACAGUAAAAGAUGGCUCUGAAGCUCCAAAAUCCAUUGAAACAGAGGCUGAUGCAAUUGAAAAAUUAGAAGAACAACCAAAAGUUGAAGAAGCAAAGGAACCAAAAGAAGAAUCACCGUUACCUAAAGUUCCUCAGCGCCCUUCGAAAAGACCAACAAAAAUCACUACCCCAUCUGUUCAAGAAGCAUCAGUUACUUCUGAAGAUAAGGCUGAUAAUGUAGAAGAAUCAACAGAUGAUAUAAUUUCUAAAACAAAUGAAGAACUACAAAACAUUCAAGCACAUUUUUCAGAAAAAAAAUCAUCCACAUCUUCAAUCCCACCACGUCCAAUCAAGAAAGCUUCUACUUCAUCAUCAAAUGAAAUAUUUGGUUUAUAUACAUCAGAUUCGCAAGAUGAUUCUACAAAACCAAAACCUAAAUCAACAAAAGCACCACCACCACCAGUCCCAAAGAAACCAUCAAGUAAAAUUGCAGCAUUCCAAGAAAUGUUGAAAAGAAAUCAAGAACAAGAAAGACAACAACAAUCACAAUCUUUCCAACGUUCUGAAAGAUCAGAUUCAAAUGAUUCUACAGACAGAUCCAAAUUCAAGCAAAACUUGAAUGGACUAUUUGCACUACCGGGUAUGGCCAGACCAGGAGCACCAAUGCCUGGUAUGUUUAAACAAGAAGAAUCUGAAUCAAAGAAUGAUGAAGAGGAAACUGAAGACGAACCAAAAGAAGUUAAGCAAGACGUUAGAAGAUCAAGAGCAAAGGGACCAAGAGGCAAAAGAACUGCUAAAGUGGAAAAAAUUGAAAUACCUGAUCAUAGGGUGAUUAAAGUUAUUGAUAUUUGGAGUAGUGGCUUGGAAUCUGAUGCAAAGGUUACUUAUGAGAAUACUAAAGAGUCUGAAACUAAGAGUGAUGUUAUUACUGAUGAUAUUGAUGAUAUUGAAUUGAUUAAUCCAGUUGAAGAAAAGGAUAAAGUUGAUGAAAGCUUGAAACCUAAUGAUGAAGAUUUGAAAGGUUAUGAAAAAGGGUUGAAAGAUGAUACGGAAACUGAAGUUGAAGAAUUGGAAACAAAAUCUACAAUCACCAAAGAGGAAGAAACACCUGCUCCAAGUGAAGUCAAGAAGGAAGAUAAAGGUUAUGAGUCAGAUAACGAGGAUGUGAUUAAAGAUGAAGAAGAUGAUGAAGAAGAUAAUGUUGAAUUAAAUCCAUCAAUACAAUCAAUCAAAUCCAAAGGUGAUAGUAUACCAGAUGCUUCAAUCAGAUCAAUAAAGUCAGAAACUUUGGAACUUGAUGAUGAUGGUGAGAAUGAUGAAACUUACGAGAAAGUGGAAACUCCAGAAGCUAUUGAUGAGUUUGUUGAUGCUAAAGAGUAG